UCCGUCCUGUAGCCUCUAUUAUUUUCCACUCACUUUCUCACACUUCAAAAUGGCGGCGUUGAGCAGCGCCGAGUCCCCACCGCCCGUAUUUAACGGAGACACCUCGGAGCGGCAGCCGGACAGGGAGCCGGCCCUGGGGGAACUGGGUGCAGCGCUGGACUCCUCCUGCCCGGUGGGGAUCCCCGGAGGUCCGCAAGAUGAGGAGAUCUGGAAUAUCAAACAGAUGAUAAAGUUGACCCAAGAACACUUGGAGGCUCUCCUGGACAAGUUUGGAGGAGAACACAACCCUCCUUCCAUCUAUCUGGAGGCCUAUGAGGAGUACACCAGUAAGCUGGACGCCCUGCAGCAGAGGGAGCAGCAGCUCCUGGAGGCCAUGGGCAACGGCACGGACUUGUCCUGCUCCCCGACGCCAGUGCCUCCACUCCUGCAAGUCAAGAUGGGAGGGUGUGCGGUCGGAGGGGGCGCUCAGGCUUUCCCCACGCCACAUAACACACUGGCCGUCCUGCAGACACCCACGGAUGCAAGUCGGGCCAACCCUCGCUCCCCACAGAAGCCCAUCGUCCGGGUCUUUCUGCCUAAUAAACAAAGAACAGUGGUCCCGGCUCGGUGUGGGAUGACCGUGCGAGACUCGCUAAAGAAAGCGCUAAUGAUGCGGGGCCUCAUCCCAGAGUGCUGUGGAGUCUACAGGAUACAGGACGGGGAGAAGAAGCCCAUUGGCUGGGACACGGACAUCUCCUGGCUGACAGGGGAGGAGUUACAUGUUGAAGUGUUGGAGAAUGUGCCACUCACGACGCACAACUUUGUGAGGAAGACCUUCUUCACACUGGCCUUCUGCGACUUCUGCAGAAAGCUGCUUUUCCAGGGGUUCCGAUGUCAAACUUGUGGCUACAAGUUCCACCAGCGCUGCAGCACUGAGGUUCCCCUCAUGUGUGUCAACUACGACCAACUAGACUUGUUGCUAGUAUCAAAGUUCUUCGAGCAUCACCCUUUCACUCAAGAGGAAGUCUCCUCAGAGGGAACCACCCCUGUGUCUGAAGCGUGUCCAUCACUCCCCCCGUCCGAUUCCACCGGGUCUAUAUGCCAUACGACUCUGUCUCCGUCCAAGUCCAUACCCAUCCCGCCUAGUUUCCGGACCAGCGAGGAGGAUCACCGCAACCAGUUUGGUCAGCGGGACCGCUCAUCGUCUGCCCCCAACGUCCAUAUCAACACCAUCGAGCCCGUCAACAUUGACGACCUGAUUCGAGAUCAGGGCUUGGCGAGGUCCGAUGGAGCCCCCCCGACCCACCCUGCCCGCUGCUUGAGGAAGCACCGAACACGGACCUCAAGCCCCCUCCUAUACUCCUACCCCAAUGACAUAGUGUUUGAUUUUGAGCCCGAGCCUGUUUUCCGAGGGUCCACUACCGGACUAUCGGCCACACCCCCCGCAUCGUUACCUGGCUCUUUAACCAACGUCAAGAUUCCCCAGAAGUCGCCAUGCCAACAGAGAGAACGCAAAUCGUCGUCGUCAUCCGAGGACCGCAAUAAGAUGAAAACACUGGGGAGGAGGGACUCCAGCGACGACUGGGAAAUCCCAGAGGGCCAGAUCACUCUGGGUCAGAGGAUAGGCUCCGGCUCCUUUGGGACAGUCUUCAAGGGAAAGUGGCACGGUGACGUGGCUGUGAAAAUGUUGAACGUCACUGCUCCUACACCUCAGCAGCUUCAGGCCUUCAAGAAUGAAGUGGGAGUUCUCAGGAAAACGCGUCACGUCAACAUCCUGCUGUUCAUGGGCUACACCACUAAACCUCAGCUGGCCAUCGUGACCCAGUGGUGUGAAGGCUCCAGCCUUUACCACCACCUGCACAUCAUCGAGACCAAGUUUGAAAUGAUCAAGCUCAUCGACAUCGCCAGGCAGACGGCUCAGGGCAUGGAUUACCUCCACGCUAAGUCCAUCAUCCACCGGGAUCUGAAGAGCAACAAUAUUUUCCUCCAUGAGGAUCUGACGGUGAAGAUUGGUGACUUUGGCCUGGCCACAGUCAAGUCCCGAUGGAGUGGCUCCCACCAAUUUGAACAGCUGUCUGGUUCCAUACUAUGGAUGGCUCCGGAGGUCAUAAGGCUGCAGGACAAGAAUCCCUACAGCUUCCAGUCGGACGUCUACGCCUUCGGCAUCGUGUUAUAUGAGCUGAUGUCCGGAGCGCUGCCCUACUCCAAUAUCAACAACAGAGAUCAGAUCAUAUUUAUGGUGGGCCGAGGUUAUCUGUCCCCCGACCUCAGCAAAGUGCGUAGCAACUGCCCGAAGGCCAUGAAGAGACUAAUGGCUGACUGCUUGAAGAAGAAGAGAGAGGAGCGACCGCUUUUCCCUCAGAUCUUGGCAUCCAUUGAGCUGCUGGCUCGCUCCUUACCCAAAAUCCACCGCAGCGCCUCGGAGCCUUCGCUAAACCGAGCAGGCUUUCAGACGGAGGACUUCAGUUUAUAUGCUUGCGCCUCGCCCAAAACUCCCAUCCAGGCAGGAGGCUACGGAGAGUUCUCAGCAUUUAAGUAAGUGCUGUUGCCACCACUCCAUCCGUCGUCACUGCUCCUCGCGGUGGAUUAAUUCAUCACUGGAAAAAAUAUAUAGUCUUAAAGAAUGUGCCGUUUUCUUCCUCUAUCCACCUAAUGACGGGAUUCCUUCCAACUAAAAGCUGGCAAUGUAGCCAAAAGCGACAGGCAACCAGAAUUAGGGAACAAAAACCAUGUAGAAACACACAUUAAAAAAAGGAAAAGGCGAGGCAUAAUUCCCGAGUGGACCAGCCUGCCGAAGAACAAGAUGGCUGUGAUGCGGGGAGGAGCUGAUGCGUUGGAAGGCAGAGGCUCCGCCCUUCAUUUCCUGUGUAGGUGAGGAAAAGGAGGGAUGCGGUCCUGUCCGGGCCGCAGGAAGUAAGGAGGCCUGUAGGGGGAGCCCUCUGUCAGGCCAGGCUGGACGUCGUUCCUGUGAGGAGUUAAGAAGUGGGAUCACCUCCCAGCUAGAACUCUGUUUUGUUAGAUUAUGGAUAUAAGUUUAUCAUGCUUCAACUUAAACUAGGAAUAUUGAUUAUUUUUUUUAGCUUUUCCCCCAUUCUGCAGCGUUUUUUUGCAACUUUUGUUAAUGCAGAUGCCUCUUUGAAGGGCCAACAAAUGAGACACUUGGUGUGUUUUUUUGUGAUCAAAUCUACACAAAUGAUCCAUUUUAAAGCCUUGGUCUCCACAGAAGAUGUUUUUUUUGGCCUCUUUUUGGAUGAAAAAAAAAAAAUAAUUUAGCAUUAACGGCAGGAGCAAGCGGGUAUUGUUCUUGCGGAUGGACAGGAGGAAGCCAAGAGUGAGUUCUUCCCUGGGCCGGUGUACAGUACUUCACUACGAGAAAGCUUUUCCUUAGCUUAACAUGCACAUUAGGGUGGGCGAUACUGCAAAUUUUGGCAUGGAUCCGAUACCAAGUAAAUACAGGGUCAGUAUUGCUGAUACUGUUACUUUUUUGCCUGAAAAGAACUUCCAAUAUCUACAACAUGAACACUCUGGUAUUUGUCAACACAAACAGAAGACACCUGAAAAGUAGAAGUCAUCACGGCGGUAUCAAUCUGAUACUGAUACUGUAGAUACUAUCUAUUUGGAUCCAUACGCCCGCCCACAGUGCAUGUGUCGUCAUUCUUGUCCAUUUUAUUUGAGUCACGCAUCACCUGGCUUUGAUAUUGCUGCACUGGCUGCAAAUGGGGAUCCCACUUCUAGCACCGACCUGCGGUGUUCCUUCCUUUGCAGACCUUUCUUUACGCAAUUUGUUGGGGUUGGCUUUUUUUUUUUUUUUUUUUUGCCAUUUUCUGUAAAAAAACUGUUGUAAUUAUUUGUUGGGGUUUUUUUUUUUAACAUUCUCAGAACUUUGCUUUACUUUGAAGCUUUCUUGCUAAGUCUUGCUGACAUGCACUUUUGUAGAAAUUGAUGGAAACAAAUGAGCGACUCCAUUUUGGGGCGAGAGGGGGAGGAUUUUUGUCGUCCCCUAGUUACACAUAUUCAUGUGUGUCCAUUUCUACAUGGCAGGCAAUACGCUUGAGUUUAAUUCAUAGAUGUGUUGUGGAGCUGAAGAACAUUCAUGAAGGCUGAUCUUCAUGAUCACAUGGUCAGGAGAUCCUCACUCUAAUGAUGGCAUUAGUGUGAGCUACGUCAUGUUGUUGGAAACCUGGACAUGCAUGCUUUUCAUCAAAUGUUGCACUACUACGUUAUUUCACUAGUGAUACUUUGGGGAUAUUGCUGUUUUAUUCGUCUGAAAUACCCUUAACCUUCUAAGAACGCUGCUUUCUGUAAGUGCUGCAACAAAUGCAUGUCCACGUCGUAAUUACAACAUCGGACAAAAGCUAAACGGAACAUGAGUGCUGAUCAAGCGGCAUUUCAGCAUUUUACAAGAGAAAAAUUAAGAAGAUGAAAAAGUCAUUUUAAUAGCACAAAACAAAUUAAAAAAUGUAAUUUUUGGAAAUUUUGCUUGCGGAAAAAUAGUUCUAAUAAAACAAACAGCUGUAAUUUUACGAGGAUAGAGUAUUCUAGGAUUGAAUUAUUCUAGGGAGAAGUUGCAAUUGUACAAUUGUUUUUUAAAAGUUGUAAUUUUUGGAAAAUUAGGCUGGGUUAAAAUAUAUAUUAUGGGAAUAAAGUCAUAUUACAAAAUAUUUUGAACAUUUAUAAACAGCAAACAUGAGGAAAAAGCAAAACCACAAAGUUGAAAUUCAUUUAAAAAUGAAAUAUUUUUAACUUGGCACAUCUUCAUGUGUUCCUUCAAUUUCUCAGUUUGUGGUCCUUGGUGGUAAAAGUUUACUGUAGUAUAUGCACAGAAAAACUCCAUUUAUUUCGUCUUUUUUCCAUCCAAAUGUCCGUGGGCGGGGAGGUUUAAACAUUUGGAGAUGUUCAGGUUUGCACUACUUGACCUUUUGGUAAAUACUGUAUCCAUCUCUGGAAGAAAUGAUUGACUUGCGUUACGUUUAAUGUAGUCUUAAGACCCGUUGUAUGAUGUACUGUAGACUCCAUCCACUAAUCUGUUUAUUUAUGAAGGACGGCUAGUUUAUUGACAUGGUCCAGAUAUUUCAGCGCGAAUGAAGAACCAGUUUUUAAAUGGGUGUUUAUGCUAUUUUAUGCCGUCAAAUGUCAUAUCGCAUAUCGCAGAGUUUGAUGUCGUGGAAUUUUUGGAGCUCCUUAAUUGAAGGCAGAGUUCAUAUCAUUUUCAAUGAAAAUCAGUUCCCAAAGGUUCUCAACCUCUAAAUUAGGAUUUCUUUGCAAGUACCACUAUUUCUGCUACCUCCGCUUCCAACCGUGGUUUAGCUCUGAAUACGUGGCUCGUACUCACCGGUAAAUUGGCUUGUUAAGUAGGAGGUGACAUAAACGGGAAUAUGUCAGUCAUUCGUAUUGUGCAAUCAUUUCAUAUGUACUAGUAUAUGUCUAACAUUUCAUUAUUAUUUAUUCUUUUCUUAAUGGUGUUCUGGGUACCACUUGAUGGUGCCCGUGUACCACCGAUGGCACUCCUACCACGGUUUGAAACUCUAGUACCAAGGUUGUCUCCAAUGAAAUACUUCCUUCACUAAGUGUACUGUGUAGACUUUGUACAGUAUUUAGUUCCUAAUUAGUCUGAGUGGUUAGCGCGCAGGCCUCACAGCUAGGAGACCCGAGUUCGAUUCCACCCCGUGUGGAGUUUGCAUGCGUGGGUUUUCUCCGGGUACUCCGGUUUCCUCCCCCAUUCCAAAAACAUGCUAGGUUAAUUAGCCACUCCAAAUUGUCCAUAGGUAUGAAUGUGAGUGUGAAUGGUUGUUUGUCUAUAUGUGCCCUGGUAUUGGCUGGCCACCAGUCCAGGGUGUACCCCGCCUCUCACCCCAAGACGGCUGGGAUAGGCUCCAGCACCCACUAGUGUGCAGUGAUGCACACCUACCACAGGUUUACCACCCACAGUAGUCGCCAUCUUGGCUCCCCAAUUGGCAUCCAGGGAGUAUUGAACGACAGUAAUGGAUUUAGUACUGCACUACACCCUCCGGAACUAAGUACGCAGUAUACAGACUAUACUUGAGUGUAAGGAUAGAAUAGUGUGAUUUAAGACGCAAGCCUAGUGUAUUGUACUAGUUAGUGAAAGAAGUAUUUGUUCCAAGUGUGUUUAGGGAUGAGGCCGCUUCUAAAUUGCCUAAAAGUGGCCUCCAUUGCUGUCCUCCUGCCACAGUUUGGUUUAUUGGUUUAUUGGUUUAUUGAUUUGUUGGUUUAUUGGUUUAUUAUUGUUGUCUAGUUUUUGUCUUUGCUGUGCAUGCACCUUAACCAAUGAAGCCCCAAGGACAUUUCAUUCGACAGAAAACAGCCAUGUCCAACUUCCUGUUUUUGUUUGCUUGAUUUCUUCAUUCCUCUCACUUGUAAAUAGUGUACAAAGUAAAAAAAAAUCUAUUGUCAGUUUGCUAAGAAGGCAUGGAGACUUCACGUUGUAAACAAAAAUGAAAGAUUUUUUUGGAAGGCACACUUGGAAGACAAAAAAACACAAAAUAUUUAAAGCUGUAUCAUAAGGAGAAAGAGCUUAAUGUAUUUGUUGUGAAUAUGAAAAAAAUGAUAUAUUAAAGAAGUGCAUGAAAAGCUGUUA
Messenger RNA from Doryrhamphus excisus (bluestripe pipefish), 6574 nucleotides. It is a transcript of the gene braf, whose product is annotated as B-Raf proto-oncogene, serine/threonine kinase. The record is from RefSeq and is a predicted model, not a curated record. NCBI's taxonomy places the organism in Eukaryota, Metazoa, Chordata, Actinopteri, Syngnathiformes, Syngnathidae. Gene Ontology annotation, cellular component: plasma membrane; cytosol; mitochondrion. Gene Ontology annotation, molecular function: ATP binding; MAP kinase kinase kinase activity. Gene Ontology annotation, biological process: MAPK cascade; protein phosphorylation.